GAGAGAGAGGGGAACAGGUCACCUCCCAUCCCCUCUUUCUCUCCCUUCCCCACCCCCCCUCUCUGACUAGACAGAGAGAGAGAGAGAGAGAGAGGAGCGCCGCGCAGGUGGUGGUAGAUGAGCUCGUGAGUGGGUUGCGGGCGACCACAUCCAUUUCCCCACUGCCCUGCUGCCUCCUCUCCUCCCCUCUCCUCUCCUCUCGUUUGGUUCGGACUUGAAGAAUCAAGAGGCGGCGGCGGAAGAAUGGGACAGAUGGGAGGAGACGACGGCGACGGCGGCCACCCGCACUCCAACCCCAACCAGUACCACUACCAAGCGCUCCUCGCCGCCGUGCAGAACCCCAACCAAAACCUCCACCCCUUUCCCCUCCCCUACCCCUUCCCCGCGGGACCAGGAGCUGAUGCCUCAACACACAAUGAUGCUCCCCGCUCUCAAACUCCAAGAGGUUUUGCCGAUUGGAGUGCAUCCAACAGUGCCUUCUCGUCCCUUGCUGCGCAGCCCACUCCUGCCACCGGCAAUGCAGCCUUCCAUCACAACCUCUCCCAGUCUUAUGCUCUAUGGACCCAUUACAUGCUUAACAGGAAUGUAUCUUACUCUUAUCCUGCACCACAUGAGGAGCAUGCCCCCCCUUUGCGCCAUACUCUCAGCCAGGAUAAGGAUCUAGGUUCUGCAUCCAGCCUCGGGGUUGAGUCUUUCACUACAAUGUCCCUAGGACCAAAUAUUUGCACUCACAUGCCUUCCAUGGAAGGAUCUAUAUCUGCCAAGGAAGCUGAGAAUUCAGAGGAUUUGCCUACAGUAGUUAGAAACAGUGAUGAAAUGGAAACCAGAAACAGUGGUGAAGACCACCGUGAGACAGUUGGCACUCUUCCGGAUUCGAAGCAAGGUCGUGAAAGCUGCACCACUAAGUUCAACUCUGGAGAAUACCAAGUCAUUUUGCGCAAGGAGUUGACAAAGAGUGAUGUUGCAAAUGUUGGAAGAAUUGUGCUUCCCAAGAAGGAUGCUGAGGCUAGUCUUCCGCCAUUGGUGCAAGGGGAUCCUCUGAUACUGCAGAUGGAUGACAUGGUGCUCCCAAUUACGUGGAAAUUUAAGUACAGAUUCUGGCCAAACAACAAAAGCAGAAUGUACAUUCUGGAAGCUGCAGGAGAAUUUGUGAAGACACAUGGCCUUCAGGCAGGGGACACCCUCGUUAUCUACAAAAACUCCGUGCCUGGCAAAUUCAUUAUCCGUGGGGAGAAGGCCAUUCAGCAGGCAACAAACCCCUAGAUGCAUUUCUACAUGAUUGCAACAGCGUCAAAGAAGGCGUUGGAGGAUGUGAAUUCACCAAAAGCUCACAAUCCAACAUAAGUUAAUGGAGUUGUCGACUUUCAUUGCUGGGUAACCAUGACAUGAGAAUGAGAUAAAAAAAGGAGAGAAAAUCAUGAGUCUCUGACUUCUUGACUCCGAGUGGAUGGAGAAAAGAAAGAAGAGAAAUUUUGGGAGAACAUCGCCAAGUGCCACGAAAGAGAUUCUGCAAGCCUACAUCUGAGUUGAGAACGAUUAAUUUACGCUUUUUGUUUUUAAUUCAGCUGUAUUUGGAAGCUCGAGUUCUGCAUUGCAUUCUGAACAACAUUCGCAGUUUUUGUAAAUAUUUUGGAUCUAUAAUAUAAAGGAAGUGGCCUGGACCUUAUGCA
Molecule: messenger RNA, 1670 nt
Organism: Phragmites australis (common reed)
Lineage: Eukaryota; Viridiplantae; Streptophyta; Magnoliopsida; Poales; Poaceae
Product: B3 domain-containing protein IDEF1-like
Exons: 9
Coding region: 244-1263 (339 amino acids)
Molecular function (GO): DNA-binding transcription factor activity; DNA binding
Source: RefSeq, a predicted model, not a curated record